GUUCGUUAUGUACCAACUGUAGGUAGUGAGAAGUGAACUUUCCAUUCCACAGGAGCAACCAUAGACAUUGAAACCAGGGCGCAACAGGCUUAUUGAAAUGCAGGCCUCAAGUUGUCAUCCUUCCCCUCCAAUCAGGGACUGAUUCAGACCCGGGCGACACCGGCGUUGGCUUACUAGAGAAAGCAGCAGUGAAAGUGCAGGCGGUCUACUUUGACUGAAGACUCGGAGCAGAUAAAACAAACACAGACAGAAGACAGCAGGAUGGGAGCCUUCAGCGAGUUGUAAAAUACUCCAGUUCUUCUCUGUCAAAGGCAGAGGCUGUGGCUACUGUCUAGCAACACUUCAUCACCACUACUUCUCUGGUGCAUCAGUCCAGCUAACAGAAGAGAAACAGAAGAGAAACCGGGAAGAAGGAACAAUGAGGAAUAUAGGGGACAGAGACCUACAGAAGACCAGCACCUACAUCGUACCCUGCUUCCUGUUAGUGGAGCUGGUGAUCAUGGCUGGGACGGUUCUCCUGGCGUACUACUUUGAGUACACAGACACGUUCCCCGUUCACGUCCAAGGGUUCUUCUGUUUCGACAAGACGUUCUCCAAACCGUACCCCGGACCCGAGGACGACAGCAAGGCGCCGCCGGCACUUGUCUACUCUCUGGUCACCGCUAUCCCUACUGUCACGAUUCUGAUUGGAGAGGUGACAACGUUCUUUGUGAAAGCGGAGGGGGCUCAGGAGAAGACCAUUGUGACGGCUGACUGCUGUUACUUCAACCCCCUCCUCCGCAGGAUAGUACGCUUUCUGGGCGUCUACUCCUUUGGCCUCUUCGCCACCACCAUCUUCGCCAACGCAGGCCAGGUGGUGACAGGAAACCAGACCCCUCACUUCCUGUCUGCCUGCCGCCCCAACUACACAGUCUUGGGCUGCCAGUCCCCCAUGCAGUACAUCACAGAGCGCCGCGCCUGCACUGGGAACCCCUACCUGGUUGCGUCUGCACGCAAGUCCUUCCCCUCCAAGGACGCUGCCCUCAGCAUCUACUCUGCUGUUUACACAGUGAUGUACGUGACGCUGGUGUUCCGUACAAAGGGCACCCGGCUGACCAAGCCCACCCUGUGUCUGACCCUCCUGUCCCUGGCUGUGCUGGUGGGGGUGGUGAGGGUCACGGAGUACAGGAACCAUUGGGGUGACGUCCUGGCUGGAUACCUGACUGGAGGGGCCAUCGCUGCCUUCCUGGUGACAUGUGUGAUCAACAACUUCCAGCAGACGGCAUCAGCCCUGCCCCCGCUGCCCCCCCAGCGCCCUCAGCCCCCCCACGGCAUGCUACUGUCCACCCUACCUCGCGUGGAGAGUCCACUUGAAAAGUUCCAAGACUACCGUACACUGAGAUCACAUGACCAUCAGCCAUACCUGUGCCCCGUCCCUCCCGAUGUGCUCCUCCCCUCACGGCGCUUCAUCUCCAGCGAAGUCUAGACCUGCCAUCCAUCUCUGAGCACCACGCCCCCUGCCCCGCCCACCCUGAGGGGCGGCCCCCUCUCCGACGCUCGUUCUCCACCCAGGUCUAGAACAUGGAACCUAGAACUUAAAUCACCCAGAUCCAACCUCAAAACAACCUUACCUGGGAGGGACUACCUGGACUUGUCCAAUAAGAAAGGCUUGUUUUCGUUUUCCGCUGCAAAACAUUAUGCUACGGUGUGCAGUAAUGAAUACGGCCCUGAAGUAGGUAGAAGUUUACCCUAACCAUUAAUACAUGGUCAAAUAUCUUGUCAUCCUUGUAUGGUUAGGGUUGGGGGUAAGGGGAAUCUGAUCCUAGAUCUGUGGUUAGCCUCCAUCACCAAGGAGACGACCCAGGCCACGGUAACCGGCUAAGUCCUCUGCGGGCUAAACGGAUUUGAUCGGAUAUGGCGUCCUUUAACCUCUGUCUGUCUCGACCUUGUUCAUCAAAUGUUGUUUUUUUGCCUUCUACUCUUUUGAUUUUUUUCCAAGAUGACCCAGUGGUGUAUAAAUACAAGCUCACCAAAGCCAAGACUACUAAGAGCUGUGGAAGCAAUUACAGUACCUUUCCCUUCGCCACAGUUCUAUUGUUUUGUCUCCACUUCUCCUUUUGGGUCUCCUCUUUUUCUUCUUCUUCUACUCUACUUUCAUGUACAGACAGAGAAGUCUUCUUCUACUCUACUUUCAUGUACAGACAGAGAACACUAAACAGUGGUUGAACGACACAGGAAGAGGGGCACGGUGCAUAAAAAUAAACAAAACACAAUGGAAAGAUGAGAUCAAUAUACAGUACCGGUCAAAAGUUUGGACACACUUACUCAUUCAAAGGUUUUUCUUCAUUUUUUACUAUUUUCUACAUUGUAGAAUAAUAGUGAAUUCAUCACAACUAUAAAAUAACACAUAUGGAAUCAUGUAACCAAAAAAGUUUUAAACAAAUCAAAAAAUAUUUUAUAUUUGAGAUUCUUCAAAGUAGCCACCCUUUACCUUGAUGACAGCUUUGCACACUCUUGGCAUUCUCUCAACCAGCUUCACCUGGAAUGCUUUUCCAACAGUCUUGAAGGAUUUCCCACACACACUGAACACUUGUUGGCUGCUUUUUCCUUCACUCUGCGAUCCAACUCGUCCCAAACCAUCUAAAUUGGGUUGAGGUGAGGUGAGUGUGGAGGCCAGGUCAUCUGAUUUAGCCCUACACCACUCUCCUUCUUGGUCAAAUAGGCCUUACACAGCCUGGAGGUGUGUUGGGUCAUUGUCCUGUUGAAAAUCAGCAAUGGCGUAUCGCUGCAGAAUGCUGUGGUAGCCAUGCUGGUUAAGUGUGCCUUGAAUUGUAAGUGAAUCACUGACAGUGUCACCAGAAAAGCAUCCCCACACCAUCACACCUCCUCCAUGCUUUACGGUGGGAACCACACAUGCAGAGAUCAUCUGUUCACCUACUCUGCGUUUCACAAAGACACAGCGUUUGGAACCAAAAAUCUCACAUUUGGACUCAUCAGACCAAAGGACAGAUUUCCACUGGUCUAAUGUCCAUUGCUCAUAUUUCUUGGCCCAAGCAAGUCUCUUCUUAUUAUUGGUGUCCUUUAGUAGGGGUUUCUUUGCAGCAAUUCAACCAUGAUGGCCUGAUUCAUGCAGUCUCCUCUGAACAGUUGAUGUUGAGAUGUGUCUGUUACUUGAACUCUGUGAAGCAUUUAUUUGGGCUGCAAUUUCUGAGGCUGGUAACUCUAAUGAACUUAUCCUCUGCAGCAGAGGUAACUCUUGGUCUUCCUUUCCUGUGGCGGUCCUCAUGAGAGCCAGUUUCAUCACAGCGCUUGAUGGUUUUUGCGACUGGACUUGAAGAAACUUUCAAAGUUCUCAAAAUUAUCCGUAAUGACUGACCUUCAUGUCUUAAAGUAAUGAUGGACUGUCGUUUCUCUUUUCUUAUUUGAUCUGUUCUUGCUAUAAUAUGGACUUGGUCUUUUACCAAAAAGGGCUAUCUUCUCUAUACCACCCCUAACUUGUCACAACACAACUGAUUUGCCUCAAAUGCAUUAAGAAGGAAAGAAAUUCCACAAAUGAACUUUUAACAAGGCACACCUGUUAAUUGAAAUGCAUUCCAGGUGACUACCUCAUGAAGUUGGUUGAGAGAAUGUCAAAAGUGUGCAAAGCUGUCAUCAAGGCAAAGGGUGGCUACUUUGAAUAAUCUCAAAUAUAAAAUAUAUUUUAAUUUCUUUAAAACUUUUCUGGUUACUACAUGAUUCCAUUUGUGUUAUUUCAUAGUUUUGAUGUCUUCACUAUUAUUCUACAAUGUAGAAAAUAGUAAAAAUAAAGAAAAACCCUUGAAUGAGUAGGUGUGUCCAGACUUUUGACUGGUACUGUAAGUCCUCAGUGACUGAACGAUGGAAUCAAAGGAGCUGUUUGUAAAACUCAGGAAAAAUAACCAGGACAAAGGAAUAAGAACAGUUAAGAAGAUGUUUUAAAUAUUUGUAUGUGAUGAAAGAGGAUGCACUUUUGCAAAUGAUGGUGAUGGUGCAGUUUAACUACCAGAGGCUUAUAUGCUUAUAUAUGAUUAAGUAUAUGUUGUGUAUUUUGUGUUUUGGGGGAUAUUUAGUUUAGUUAAAUAUUAGUCUCUCCUCUGCUGUAGCUUCACACUAUAGUAAUGUGAUGUUGUUUUCCCUCAUCUGACAAGGAGUAACAUUCAACUGGAUAUACUGUAACAACAUGUGAUUACAUUACUGUUAUUAUACAGGUGGAUACAAAUGUUACGAAACAAACAUUAAUAGCUCAAACAACCCUCAAGACGUCACGAUGCAACAGCCCAGUUACUAACACCCAAUAAGUUUCCUACAUUCUGGAAUAUACAUUUGAUAUAUUUCUUUAAAUAUACAUUCAUUAUCACUACUGAAGUGGACUGGCUACCUGUCAUUCAUUAUCACUACUGAAGUGGACUGGCUACCUGUCAUUCAUUAUCACUAUUGAAGUGGACUAGCUACCUGUCGUUCAUUAUCACUACUGAAGUGGACUGGCUACCUGUCAUUCGUUAUCACUAUUGAAGUGGACUGGCUACCUGUCAUUCAUUAUCACUAUUGAAGUGGACUAGCUACCUGUCAUUCAUUAUCACUACUGAAGUGGACUGGCUACCCGUCAUUCAUUAUCACUACUGAAGUAGACUGGCUACCUGUCAUUCAUUAUCACUACUGAAGUGGACUGGCUACCUGUCAUUCAUUAUCACUACUGAAGUGGACUGGCUACAUGUCGUUCAUUAUCACUACUGAAGUGGACUGGCUACCUGUCAUUCAUUAUCACUACUGAAGUGGACUGGCUACCUGUCAUUCAUUAUCACUAUUGAAGUGGACUGGCUACCUGUCAUUCAUUAUCACUACUGAAGUGGACUGGCUACCUGUCAUUCAUUAUCACUAUUGAAGUGGACUGGCUACCUGUCAUUCAUUAUCACUACUGAAGUGGACUGGCUACCUGUCAUUCAUUAUCACUACUGAAGUGGACUGGCUACCUGUCAUUCAUUAUCACUAUUGAAGUGGACUGGCUACCUGUCAUUCAUUAUCACUACUGAAGUGGACUGGCUACCUGUCAUUCAUUAUCACUACUGAAGUGGACUGGCUACCUGUCAUUCAUUAUCACUAUUGAAGUGGACUGGCUACCUGUCAUUCAUUAUCACUACUGAAGUGGACUGGCUACCCGUCGUUCAUUAUCACUACUGAAGUGGACUGGCUACCUGUCAUUCAUUAUCACUAUUGAAGUGGACUGGCUACCUGUCAUUCAUGAUCACUACUGAAGUGGACUGGCUACCUGUUAUUCAUUAUCACUAUUGAAGUGGACUGGCUACCUGUCAUUCAUUAUCACUAUUGAAGUGGACUGGCUACCUGUCAUUCAUUAUCACUAUUGAAGUGGACUGGCUACCUGUCAUUCAUUAUCACUAUUGAAGUGGACUGGCUACCUGUCAUUCAUUAUCACUACUGAAGUGGACUGGCUACCCGUCGUUCAUUAUCACUACUGAAGUGGACUGGCUACCUGUCAUUCAUUAUCACUAUUGAAGUGGACUGGCUACCUGUCAUUCAUUAUCACUACUGAAGUGGACUGGCUACCUGUUAUUCAUUAUCACUAUUGAAGUGGACUGGCUACCUGUCAUUCAUUAUCACUAUUGAAGUGGACUGGCUACCUGUCAUUCAUUAUCACUAUUGAAGUGGACUGGCUACCUGUCAUUCAUUAUCACUAUUGAAGUGGACUGGCUACCUGUCAUUCAUUAUCACUAUUGAAGUGGACUGGCUACCUGUCAUUCAUUAUCACUACUGAAGUGGACUGGUUACCUGUCAUUCAUUAUCACUACUGAAGUGGACUGGCUACCUGUCGUUCAUUAUCACUACUGAAGUAGACUGGCUACCUGUCAUUCAUUAUCACUACUGAAGUGGACUGGCUACCUGUCAUUCAUUAUCACUACUGAAGUGGACUGGCUACCUGUCAUUCAUUAUCACUACUGAAGUGGACUGGCUACCUGUCAUUCAUUAUCACUACUGAAGUGGACUGGCUACCUGUCAUUCAUUAUCACUACUGAAGUGGACUGGCUACCUGUCAUUCAUUAUCACUACUGAAGUGGACUUUUGUUGUUUACCUGUUGAUGUAUUUCUUUGAUCGUUUUUAUAUUUAUGAAGUGAAAUGUUGCUGCGAGGUCAGUGUGGUUCUCUCUUUCACUUAGCAUGGCAGUUUUGCUGCUAUCCGUUUACACAGACCAUGCCCUCUUCCUCCUGCUCCUCUUCCUCCCCAUUGUCAUCACUUUCCCCUUUCAUACUUCUCCUUAAAUAGCUUGAAAAGCAACUAUCGAUCUGUUGUAACAAAAGUGAAAUGGAACCAUGUUCAGUUGGGAGUCCAGGCUUCUCUUCAACCCCGUCUUUGUCAGGUCAACAUCUGUACUGUGCCUCCUCUCAUCCCUAUUCACCACUCUAUCUAGAUCCCUCGUUCAUUCUCUCUUUCCCCUUUACCCCAUUCUGUCUCCAGUCAAGUUAGAACACUGGAACAAGACUCUGUCGUGUCUUAAAGGUAUAUAGGUUUCUCGUUGUGUUUGAUUAUGUUGUACUGUAUGUUAUAUCAGUCAUGCUAACAAGAGCAUCAAACAUCCUGAAACUGUCUGUUAAGAGCAAGAGUAGCAAACAUCUAACUUUAGCUGGAUUGUAGCAUAAAGAGAGAGAGAUGAAGUGACAUUCUAUAACAGACACAUUGUUAACACACAGGCUGUACAGUCAGUGAUCAACAAUUAACUCAACGUGGGUGACUGACUGAAGUGUGUGUGUGUGUGUGUGUGUGUGUGUGAGAGAGAGAAAAACACAACAUCCUAACUGUUAAUGUGGUGAUCCAAACUUUUUUUUUUUGUGUUCCCUGGCUGUCAUAUACUCCUACCAUAACUAUGCAGUCAUCAUAACUUAGUGGUUCUUCAGGCACUCUGGGGACUCGUUGAGAACCCCUUACAAAGCCGUCUCCAUGAAGACGGUGCUCAUCAUAAUGUUGUAUUCAUAUUAGGAUGUGUCCUCUAUUUUGUAUAGAUUUGUCAGAAAAAUAAAUGCCUUUUGUUAUA
Oncorhynchus nerka (sockeye salmon) is the source of this 7040-nucleotide messenger RNA. RefSeq names its product phospholipid phosphatase-related protein type 2-like. The coding region runs from base 419 to 1465 and encodes 348 amino acids. The transcript has 10 exons. Gene Ontology annotation, cellular component: plasma membrane. The record is from RefSeq and is a predicted model, not a curated record. Gene Ontology annotation, molecular function: phosphatidate phosphatase activity. NCBI's taxonomy places the organism in Eukaryota, Metazoa, Chordata, Actinopteri, Salmoniformes, Salmonidae. Gene Ontology annotation, biological process: signal transduction; phospholipid dephosphorylation; phospholipid metabolic process.